UCAUCACAUUCCAAUCAGAUACAUAAUGAGACACCCCACUUCUAAUAAAUAAAAUUUAUGCCUCUCCUCCAUCCCAUUAAGAAUCUACUUGCUAAACCCAAAUUAAGAGAAACCCUUUUGUUAUUUGUGAAAUUUGAGGAACUGGGUUGGUCUUACUUUUCAUGAUAAUGCAUAGGACUCGGGUACCUCUCUGUUUUCUGAUUUGAUAAAUUGGGAUUUGCUCUUGCGUGGCCACAAAUUUUCUGUGCGGAAGGGAAUCAAUCAAAAGCUUUCGUUUGGGUGGAUUGGAGUCUUUAUCAUAUGGUUUGUCGGGGAUGUGAGGUACUUGUGUAGUUAAAAACCUUCAAGCCUUUAGCUUUAUUGCUCUGCACCUCUGCUGCUACUAGCUUUUGAUUUAUUACAAAAAUACUUGCAUUCAUGGUCGGUUCUGCUAUUCAGCUCAUUCCCUUGAUGGGUUUCCUGUCUAAUUAAGUUUGCUAUUCUCAUAGGAGUUCCAUCUGUAAGCAUAUCACUUCAUGAACUCAGUUGAAGUGGAAGUAUUUUCAAAUCUCAUAGAGGAAAACUGAAGAAUAGUGUAUCAUGGAAAAUUCUUAUGAGACAUCAAACAGCCACACACCUAUUUUAAAUGGCUAUGCACCUACUUCAAAUGGCCAUGGACCUAUUUCAAAUGGUCGUGGGUCAACUGGUGAUGGCCACAUGGUUGGGAGACAAUCCACCUACCAACCCAAGGUGUCACUACCUUGGCUUGAUGUAAGAGUUUUCUAUGUUAGGAUUAGCAAAUGUGAGAUUGAUGAUUCGGCUCCAGAAUUCCUCACGGUAAAUCACAUUCCAUUGGAUGCUGAUACCCUUCUUGAAGUCAAUGGUGUUAGAACUAGCAUGUAUUCAGAUGGGGCAACAACUCUUCUUCGAAGAGACCGGUUAGAUAAGAAGUCAGAAGAAGCUACGUUUGUCAGCACUGAUAGUAUAAGGAUGACCGGAAGUGUGAAGUUUGAGGUUUUUGACAAGGAUGUUAUCGUGCUAUCUGGGGUUUUAGAGUUGUGUAAUAAUAUUGGUUUCAUUGCGGAAACAGAUCAUCAUGGCCUGAGAUGGAGCAUGAAUUGUGAAACAAAUAUAAUUGCAAGCACUGGCUUCUUUAAACCAAAGCAGUUUACAGGUUCAGAGUCUGCAACACCCUCAAUUGAAGUAUACAUUGCAGGGUCCUUCUUGGGAACUCCAAUAAUUCUAACAAAGACUUUACAGCUCAGUCCUUGGAAGAAGCAUACGAGGAAGGGGUUAUUGGAUUCAAUACCAGAGUAUGAUGCAACUGAAGACGAGAAUAAUAAUCCUUCUAGGUUCAUGUUUCAGGGACCAGAAUACUUGGACCUGAAACCAGAAAAUCGAGAAAAUAACUUGUACUACUCUGGGACAUAUUUAGAAGGUGAAGAUGGAGAGCUUUCAUGGUUUAAUGCUGGUGUGAGAGUUGGUGUUGGGAUUGGCUUGAGCAUAUGCGUUGGGGUUGGCAUCGGAGUAGGUUUGCUUGUUCGAACUUACCAAGGCACCACUCAGAGCUUUAGAAGGCGGCUACUGUAAUGCAUAUUUCCACUGAAUUUUUCCAUUUUGCCCUAACACCGCGGAGCUCCCUCACUUUCCAGUGACAAACAACUGUGGUUUUUUUGACAUAUAUAAUACAUAUACCGUUCUGUCUCAAGGCUUGUAAUUUGCACUGAAGUGCAGAAAGUCCAUGAUUUUCCUGUGUGUCUUAGAAUUGAUAAACUGCAAUAUGUUCCAAAGGUAUAUUCAUAAAAGCUUUCUUUUUUCCAGUC
Rosa rugosa (rugosa rose) is the source of this 1802-nucleotide messenger RNA. RefSeq lists its product as uncharacterized. The record is from RefSeq and is a predicted model, not a curated record. Bases 580 to 1569 code for a protein of 329 amino acids. Gene Ontology annotation, molecular function: phosphoglycerate dehydrogenase activity. The transcript has 5 exons. Lineage: Eukaryota; Viridiplantae; Streptophyta; Magnoliopsida; Rosales; Rosaceae.